Messenger RNA from Colias croceus (clouded yellow), 909 nucleotides. RefSeq lists its product as uncharacterized. Bases 1 to 909 code for a protein of 302 amino acids. NCBI's taxonomy places the organism in Eukaryota, Metazoa, Arthropoda, Insecta, Lepidoptera, Pieridae. The transcript has a single exon. The record is from RefSeq and is a predicted model, not a curated record.
AUGUCUAAAGUACAAAGAUCUCCACCCGGAAACAAAGUGCACCAUGUCUCGUCUGAAAAUGAUAUUACUAGACUUGAUCCCGAAAAUACCUUAAUUGGAAGAAGGCAAAAGAGGCUUCGUACCGAUGUUCACUCCUCCGAGGAGAAAUCUUUGAAAGAAGAACUACUUGCUAUGCUUACUACUUGGAAAAAGGAUCAAGAUACGACAUUCCAAGCUAUGAGAACUGAAAUUGCUGAGUUGAAACAACAGUUAACUGGAAUACAAAACCAAAAUAUAGAAUUAGAAAAGUCUAUCAAUUUUUUGUCACAACAGUAUGAAGAUAUCAAAGAAAAACUCUCUUGUAUGGAUAAAGAAAGGCGUGAACAAUUGCUACACAUUUCUACUUUAGAUAAUAGAAUUGAUGAUAUGCAAAAAAAGGCGAAGUUCACAGUUUUGGAGUUUCGUAACUUACCUCAAGCACAACAAAUAAAGUCUGAGACACAACAAGAUUUAUUUGAUAUUGUUCAAAGAAUGAGUAAUGCAUUAAAUAUCGAAUUACAAAAAUAUGACAUAAAGGAUAUCUUUCGAAUUAAGGGAAAAUCUGGUAAUUCAACAAUUAUUGCAGACUUUACAUCCGUGUUAACUAGAAAUAACAUUCUAAGUGCAGUGAAACAGUAUAACAAAGAUAACUCACAAAAAUUAACCUCCUCGUCUAUAGGACUACCUGGUCCAAGCUCACCAAUAUUUGUAUCUGAGAGUUUAACAGACAAAGACAGAAGGCUAUUUGCUGUAGCGCGUAACAAAAGUAAAGAAUUAGGUUUCAAAUUCUGUUGGACUAAUAAGGGAAGAAUUUUUGUGCGUAAAUCUGAAGGUAACCCUCGCUAUGAAAUUAAAACGGACUCUGAUUUGUUAAAGUUAAAGUCAACCUGA